Rhinichthys klamathensis goyatoka is the source of this 654-nucleotide messenger RNA. RefSeq lists its product as uncharacterized. The coding region runs from base 114 to 431 and encodes 105 amino acids. Lineage: Eukaryota; Metazoa; Chordata; Actinopteri; Cypriniformes; Leuciscidae. The transcript is spliced from 4 exons. The record is from RefSeq and is a predicted model, not a curated record.
UAAUAUUCAUGAGACUGCACAUCUUUUUGGUUUGUAACUGCGUAUCUCUCAUCUGAAAGCGCAGAUCUUUCCUAAACGUCGAUCAGAGAGUGUAAUAACUCAACUGCCUCAUCAUGGACUUCGAUCUGAAAGCAGCUGUUGGAGAUGACGAGGUGAAAAAGUCAGAGGGAAAACAAGUGGAGGGAAUCUUUGGGUUAGGAAAGAAGGAUAAAGACAAAAGCAAAGACAAGAGUGAUUCCAAGGGUAAGGACAAGCAUAAAGGAGAUCAUAAAGACAAAGGAGAACAUAAAGACAAACACAAGGACAAAGGAGAACAUAAAGACAAACACAAGGACAAAGGAGAACAUAAAGACAAAGACAAGAAGAAGAAGAAGGACAAGGACCACAAGAAGAAGGACGGCCACAAGUCCUCCUCCAGUGAUUCGGACUAAAGCAAGACUGAAGAUUCAUCAGAUACCUCCAGAAACAUAAUAUAAAAUUCUUUAUAAUAGGAUUUUUCUAUAAAUGAAGAGCUGUAACUCCACUUUUCCACAAGGUGGCGCUACUUACAUAUUCAAUGUUGCCUGUAAUGAAACACUGGGAUAAAACAGAGUUUUGUAUUAUUUUGUGUACAAUUGUUUGCUGGUUUAAUAAAUUCUAGUGUCUGAAAUUGUU